AUGACACUAGACGAUUCCUCAUGGCCAUCCACGAAGCUUUUAUUCUCGGCGAUGGUCAUAUCACUUGGUGGAUCAGGCAAUUACUGCUUUCAAAUGAUUUUAACCAAUCCGGCUCAACAGGCUUUCCUCAAUUUUGUCAAUGGCUCGUACUAUCAGAAAAAUGAACGUUAUUUAGAGUUAACUGAAUUGGAGACAAUGUGGUCACCAAUCGUUUCAAUUCUUUAUUGGGGAACGAUUCUCGGAUCAUUACUUAUUGAGAAAUCAAUCUCGAAAUUCGGUCGUAAACACGCGUUAACAAUGGCGAAUUGUGGGCAAGCUUUCGGCAUUGCUCUUGGCAUAAUGGCUUACUUUUUAAAUGAUUUUAUUCUCUAUGCGAUUUCCCGAUUUUUUCUGGGAAUCUUUCAAGCGAUCUCUUUAGGAGUCGGACCGAUGUAUAUUUUGGAGUGUAGCCCGGCAAAAUGUCGUGGAGUCAUCUCGACGUCAACCGCUUUAGCCGGGCAACUCGGCAUCAUCGUUUCGGCUAUUCUAGCGAUGCCUGUGAUUUGGGGAAACGUAAACGAUUGGUGGAAAUUGUAUGUGGCCGAGUUGAUCUUCACCAUCGCUCUCAUCUUCGUUUCACUGUUUUUCCCGGAGAGUCCAGUAGUCCUUCAAAACGAGGAGAAGAUUCUGGCGGCCGAGCGAAGCAUCAAGUUUUAUCAUGGAGUGACAAGAGAUGAGGCAAAGCAUUUACUGAACACCGAUAAGGGACAUCCGCAAGAUGGCCAGCAGAGAGCUAUCGGGCUUUUCGAGAUCUUUGCCAAUCCGAUUUCCCGUUGGGGAACACUUGUCGGUGGAUGUGUCAUGUUCGCGCAUGUUUUCAGUGGAAUUACAGUUGUCCAAUCGUUCGCCGUUGACAUUUUGAUGAACACCGGUCUGUCGAUGUUCGCUGCCACAAGUGCAAACGUUUUUAUCAACACCAUGCCACUGUUUGGAAUCUUCCUCUCAUCAUACAUGGUGGAAAAACUCGGUCGCCGACCAUUGGAACUCUUCGGAAUUUUGGCACUAAUCCUUGUGAAUACAGCUGUUGUCGCACUGUUGUAUGGAUAUGAUACAACAAAGAACAUGAUUCUCGGUUGGAGUCUCGUUGUUGUCGUGGCCAUUUUCGCGGUCACAGCUUGCACCACCGUUGUUCCGCUAUCGUUCUUUUUACCCGCCGAAUUGGUAGCUCCAAAUGUGCGGCCACAGGCAAUGACGUGGUUCAAUUUGAUGAUGGCUACUGGACGAUCUCUUUUGUUGGCGAUUUUCCUCCCGAUGAAAUUGUUUUUUGGUGCCGCGAUUACCUAUGGGAUUUUGUUCAUCCCAACGAUGAUUCUCGCAUUUUUCAUUCUCUACUCUCAGCUACCCGAAACGAAAGGACGCACUUUUGAAGAAACAAUCUCAAAUAGAAAAACUCGAGCCAACUACACCACCAGGGCAUCAACCUACCAUAAAUACUGUAAUAGUACCCCACUCCCUCGUACAGUCGCG
Molecule: messenger RNA, 1506 nt
Organism: Mesorhabditis belari
Lineage: Eukaryota; Metazoa; Nematoda; Chromadorea; Rhabditida; Rhabditidae
Source: the annotation of a GenBank genome assembly